AUGGACAUCCGUUUACAGCUCCAAAUCAAGAAAGAUCCAAAAUCUUAUGCUGAUCUUUAUCGUAAUGAAGUAGAUAAGCUUAGAGGUAUGAUCAAAAUCUCAAAACUCGAUCCUGCGGCACGAAAUCCUGAACUCUGUUCAUUACUAGUCUUUUUACCCCACAUAUCUUCACAUUUUGAAGAUAGCAUUGCUGGUGACAUUUUUAGUUAUACAUUAGAUUAUUAUUCUUUAUUAGAUAAGAGUAUGGCCCAUUCAGCCAUUACUUCUAUUACUACACUUAAAAAGACUAAACAGAUUGGGCCUGAGAUCUUCUAUAAGCAAGCUAUUCCUUUGGUUGAAGAGAUGGACAAACGAACCAAAACAGUCUUCAUUCAGUUUUUAAUAGCCGAAAUGAUCAGAGAUUCUGAACAUUGGGGUUUAAUUAAGGAGAUCUUGUUGCAGGCGGUUAAAUCAGGUGUAGAAGCCCAUGCUAAACGAGCCGCGUAUAUCUUUAUGCAUAUGGUUAGUCGUGGGGCCUGGAUGGAUAGUGAAUCGGCCGAAAUAGUCUUUAAACUAGUUCUUGAUUCACCAUCAGUUGUAGUUGGUUUUGUUUUUAUGUAUCUUUUAGAUAAAGUUGAGUUAGUUGUGAAAGAAGAAGAUAUCGAAAUUCCAGAUGAGAAAAACAAACGUUCAAAAAUCAAAAGAGAAACCAGUGCCGAUAAGCGCAAACAAGCCAAAGCCAAAAAAGAGCUACAAAAGAAGCUUGAAGCCAAGAAAGAAAGAUUAGAAAACAAAGAGCCUAAUAUUGUUUUACUUCUCCAGCAGAUAGAAGAUAAGGGUCCUUCCUAUGGAGCCAAAAUCUUUAAACGUAUCAAAACAUCCAAUCAUUCUUCAGAUAUCAAAUUACAAAUGGCCCAAGUUGUUUCUAGAAUAGCUUGUUACUACCAAAUUACCAUCAAAGGAUUCCUAGGAUACAUGCUAAGGUUUAUGUUCCCCCAUCAGGAAAAGCUUCCCCAAGUCUUUGCUGCUAUUGCUCAAAGUAUUCAUGAAGAGACGCCCAGUAAAGAGGUAGAAGCUAUUUGCAACAGUAUAGUUGAACAUUUCUGUAGUGAUUAUAAAGAUGAUGAAGUUAUUGCCUAUGGCAUAAACUCCUUACGAGCUAUUAUUAAGCGCUACCCAGAAGCCUCUAAGUAUGCUUGUAUUAAUCAUGUUCUGGACUACCGCCGGACUGGUAAAGCCCGAGCUGUAACUGCCUCUCAUUCCCUCAAGAAGAUGCUUAAGGAAGCGGCCAAAGCCGCCACUAAGCUAACUCCAGCUGCUUCACUUCCUGAAGAAGCAAUGGAAAGCGACUCUUCCGAAGACUUACCCUAUAAAGAAAGACUAGCAGAUGAAGCCCAUCUUUACUGUGAAGGUCUCUCUAAUGAUGGCAACAGCGAUACAGAAGAAGAGUCUUUAGAAGAAUCUAUUGAUUCCGAGAAUGAAGAUCCUAAUGGGUUUGUGACUGAAGAAGCAAUCAGUAAGAUUCGUAAGAAAGCCACUAAAGAAGAAAUGAUUGAAAAGGCCAAAGCCGAUAAGCACCAAAGAAAACAAAAAGAUCUUCCAUCUACCAACCGUGAAAAGCAAAAGGAAACCAACUAUACCGUUCGUAAGACCAAAAGAAAAGCUAUCGGCAAGAAACUCAGUAAGUCCGUUAAAAGAAGAAGAUAA
Messenger RNA from Nematocida homosporus, 1686 nucleotides. Its product is annotated as protein SDA1. Lineage: Eukaryota; Fungi; Microsporidia. The transcript has a single exon. Gene Ontology annotation, biological process: ribosomal large subunit biogenesis; ribosomal large subunit export from nucleus. The coding region runs from base 1 to 1686 and encodes 561 amino acids. Gene Ontology annotation, cellular component: nucleolus. The record is from RefSeq and is a predicted model, not a curated record.